AUGGCUUCUAACGGCUCCGACUCCCUCGUGGGCUCGCCCACCUUACCUUCUACUGUUUCUUCCCAAGCCGCUUCUUCGAUCCAGGACACACGAAACAUUGUCCGAAGAAAGCUGACUGGCUACGUUGGGUUUGCCAACCUACCUAAUCAGUGGCACCGUAAGAGCGUACGCAAGGGCUUCAACUUCAACGUGAUGGUUGUUGGCGAAUCUGGUCUUGGCAAGUCCACCCUUGUAAACACACUUUUCAACACCUCCCUGUAUCCUCCCCGAGAGCGCAAAGGCCCCAGCCACGACAUUAUUCCCAAGACAGUCCAGAUCCAAGCCAUCAGCGCCGAUAUCGAGGAAGCUGGAGUCCGCCUCCGCCUAACUGUUGUGGAUACUCCUGGAUUUGGUGACUUUGUCAACAAUGACGAGUCCUGGCGCCCCAUUGUUGAUGACAUCGAGCGCCGUUAUGACGCUUACCUCGAUGCGGAGAACAAGGUCAACCGCAUGAACAUUGUCGACAACCGUAUACAUGCUUGUGUCUUCUUUAUUCAGCCCACAGGCCACUCUCUUAAGCCUCUUGAUAUCGAAGUUAUGAGACGAUUGCACACCAAGGUCAACUUGAUACCUGUCAUUGCCAAAUCCGAUACCUUGACCGAUGAGGAGAUUGCCAGCUUCAAGGCCAGAAUUCUAGCCGACAUCAAGCAUCACGGCAUCCAAAUUUUCGAGGGCCCCAGAUACGAGUUGGAUGAUGAGGAGACUAUUGCUGAGAACAAUGAAAUCAUGUCCAAGGUCCCUUUUGCGGUGGUUGGUGCGACCAACGAGAUCAAGACGGCCGACGGCCGGGCUGUUCGCGGACGUCAGUACCCAUGGGGCCUCAUUGAGGUGGACAACGAGGAGCAUUGCGACUUUGUCAAGCUCCGCCAGAUGCUUAUCCGAACCCACAUGGAGGAGCUCAAGGAGCACACCAAUAACACCCUGUACGAGAACUACCGUACCGACAAGCUUAUUGCCAUGGGCGUGUCGCAAGACCCUAGCGUCUUCAAGGAAGUCAAUCCUGCUGUCAAGCAAGAAGAGGAGCGUGCUCUGCACGAGCAGAAGCUAGCCAAGAUGGAGGCUGAAAUGAAGAUGGUGUUCCAGCAGAAGGUGGCUGAGAAGGAGAGCAAACUCAAGCAAUCCGAAGAGGAACUCUAUGCCCGCCACAGAGAAAUGAAGGAACAACUCGACCGCCAGCGAGCAGAGCUGGAGGACAAGAAGCAACGCAUCGAGAGCGGGCGGCCGGUGGAGAAGGAAGGCAAGCGCAAGGGCUUUUCACUCCGUUAA
This is a messenger RNA of Ustilaginoidea virens, 1305 nucleotides long. RefSeq lists its product as uncharacterized. Lineage: Eukaryota; Fungi; Ascomycota; Sordariomycetes; Hypocreales; Clavicipitaceae. The coding region runs from base 1 to 1305 and encodes 434 amino acids. Gene Ontology annotation, biological process: cytoskeleton-dependent cytokinesis. The transcript has 5 exons. The record is from RefSeq and is a predicted model, not a curated record. Gene Ontology annotation, cellular component: septin ring; cytosol; microtubule cytoskeleton. Gene Ontology annotation, molecular function: GTP binding; GTPase activity; molecular adaptor activity.